AGGCCUGGGGAAGCCUCUCCCACACGGCAGCCCGGGUGCCGGCGCUUGCUCUCCAGCUGUUCCUAGGCCCAGGGCGAGGGUCCGGGAAGGGAGAGCGGGCUGCGGCUGGUCACCGCUCGGGCAGCCUCGGCCUGGUCGUCCUCUCCGAGUCUGUUGGUGCUCCCGUCGGGCCGGCAGCCUGGCUAGCAGCUUCCGGGCGGCUGCCCGCGCUCCUGACUGACAGGCGCCGUCCCCACAGCCCGCGCCACCCGCCACGUCCCCGCUCUCGGCCGGCGCACGGCGUGGCUGCCAGCGACCUCUCGGAGCCCAGUGCGAUGUGGGCUCCCGGCUUCGGAGCCGCGCGGCUUCCCCGGCGCCGGCGCCCUGGGCCGCUGGCGUCCUCCGUUCGGCCGCUGUGGCCGCCGCUGCUGCUGUGCCUGCUGGCGGCCGUGGGGCCGGUGCGCGCCUGGGAGAGCGCUGACCUGGAGUUGUUCGACUUGGUGGAGGAGGUGCAGUUGAACUUCUACGAGUUCCUCGGGGUGCAGCAGGAUGCUUCGUCUGCAGACAUCAGAAAGGCAUAUCGUAAGCUUUCACUAACCUUACAUCCAGACAAGAAUAAAGAUGAGAAUGCAGACACUCAGUUUAGACAAUUGGUGGCCAUUUAUGAAGUUUUAAAGGAUGAUGAAAGAAGGCAGAGGUAUGAUGAUAUUCUGAUCAAUGGACUUCCAGAUUGGCGACAGCCAGUAUUCUACUACAGGCGAGUGAGAAAAAUGAGCAAUGCUGAGCUGGCAUUACUCUUGUUCAUUAUUCUCACAGUGGGUCAUUAUGCUGUGGUUUGGUCAAUCUACCUGGAAAAACAACUGGAUGAGCUGCUUGGUAGAAAAAAGAGAGAAAAGAAGAAGAAGACAGGAAACAAAAGUACGGAUGCAGCAAAACUCAGUGCUUCUGAAAAAAAUGAAAGAUUGCUAGUAAAACCACAAUGGCAUGAUUUGCUUCCAUGCAAACUGGGAAUUUGGUUUUGCCUUACACUAAAAGCAUUGCCUCAUCUAAUCCAGGAUGCUGGGCAGUUUUAUGCAAAAUAUAAGGAGACAAAAUUGAAAGAAAAAGAAGACGCGCUGGCUAGAAUUGAAAUUGAAACACUUCAAAAACAGAAGAAAGUUAAAGUUAAAAAACCGAAACCAGAAUUUCCUGUAUAUAUGCCGUUAGAAAAUACAUAUAUUCAGUCUUAUGAUCAUGGAACUUCUAUUGAAGAAAUAGAGGAGCAAAUGGAUGAUUGGCUGGAAAACAGGAGCAGAACACAGAAAAAACAGGCACCUGAAUGGACAGAAGAGGACCUCAACCAGCUGACAAGAAGUAUGGUUAAGUUCCCAGGAGGGACCCCAGGUCGAUGGGAAAAGAUUGCCCACGAAUUGGGUCGAUCUGUGACAGAUGUGACAACCAAGGCCAAGGAACUGAAGGACUCAGUCACCUGCUCCCCAGGAAUGGUCAGGCUCUCUGAACUGAAGUCAAAUGCUCAGAAUUCCAGGCCCAUCAAGAUUGCCACAGCCUUGCCAGAUGAUAUCAUCACCCAGCGGGAGGACUCAGCAGGGACCAUGGAGGCUGAGGGGCCAGAGACAGCUGAGGGUGAGCAGGAGACAGUGGCCGCCGAAGCCCGGCCUCGGAGGCGGAAGUCAGCCAGAAUGGCUGAGGCAGUAACCAGAGCGGAGCCAGAGGAGAAGCUAAGAGGAAAGAGGCAAAAAGACUUUGAUAUAGCAGAACAAAACGAAUCCAGUGAUGAAGAGAACCAGAGAAAAGAAAGAACUCGUGCUACAGAGGAAGCGUGGACUCAGAGUCAGCAGAAACUUCUGGAACUGGCAUUACAGCAGUACCCAAAAGGAGCCUCCGACCGCUGGGACAAAAUAGCCAAGUGUGUCCCAUCUAAGAGUAAGGAAGACUGUAUUGCUAGAUACAAGCUGCUGGUUGAACUGGUCCAAAAGAAAAAACAAGCUAAAAGCUGAACCUUCCGGAAGAUGAUCGUUUGCCAUCGUUUUCCAAAUGAGUACUUCAGAAAUCUCAUGCAGAAAUUUACAUUUUGUACCUCAGUAUUUCCAAACGUCAUGUGCCUUAGUUUAAAAAAAAAAAAUCAAAAUCAGUCAAUCAUAGAUGCUCUGUGGUGCUGUUUACAGGCCUUGUGUUUUGGGGGAGGGCUGGGGUGUUUGCAGAUGUAACUUGCCCUCAGUGCAGUUUACUUCGCUGGGAGAUUUCCAACAGUGUUCUAGUGCCAGGCAGAUAGGGGAGCAUGUGAAUGAACUGACAUGGAAGAAUUCCAACCUAAUAUGGUCUCUUAACAAUGUAGCCAAAGGAGAUGGGUGUGGUGGCAUACAUACAGCACUCAGGAAGCAGAGACAGGAGAAUCCCUGUGAAUUUGAGGCUAGCCUUGUCUAUAUAGUGAGUUCCAGGACAGCUAGGACUACAUAGUGAGACCCUGUCUCAAACAACAGAAAAGUAACUGAAGAACACACAGUUAAUUCAUUGCUAGGCCUGAGCAGUGAGCCAAGGCCACUCACAGAGAUACAUCAGCUUGACCUCAGGCUGACUGGCAGACAGCAGAGAGGCCAUCUUAAUUGGUUCAGAAAAGUAUCUGAAUUAACAGAGCAUGGAGUUUCUGGGAACCAAGACAAGGGUCCAUUGCUAAGUGUCUAGGUUAAUGUCUGUUGUCCUGUUACACCUCUCAAGCCUUCUUGCUCUUUGAACUGUCACAUCUGCCAAGCAUGCCUUUAAAACUUGUCACUCCCUGGUACAUGCAGUAUAUGUAACCAGAAAAGCAGGCAAGUAUCCAGAACAUAUUUAAGGAAAAUGAUUUGAUGUCUGUAAAGGUGUCCUUUUCUCUAAGGAUUGAAAUAUGGUGGCAAAGGUCACCUCUGCCCUGUAAGCAGGAGGAGGACAUGGAGCUAGGUAAAGCCAUGUCCUUCCCUGAGCUCAGACAACAAAGGAAGCCUCACGCCUCUAACCUCGUGGGAACUGCAUCGCAGACUCAGUUGGUUCCAAAACAGCAGCUGAAAAGUAGAGAAGCUGCUGAACAGCUUGUGUCCUGGAGCAGGAGUUUCGUCCCCUCAGCCCUGUGGAAAAGGGACCAUGGAGACAUGGAGAUGACGUCUGCCUGGCAGAGGUGGGGCACACAAGACAGCCAGAACCCAGGAGUGCUGUCGCCCAUCCUUUCCACAGACCAAGCCGAGGGCUGGCCAGUCUUGGGCCAGCAGCUCUUCCCCGGGGCUUCUGCCUGGGAGCUGGUGGCCUCUGAAGUGGCCACUAUAGAUUCCAGGCUGAUCCCAUCCCACCCCCACGCAUCUAGGGCAGACAAGCAUCGGGGAGAAACAGUAGAUUGUCCUGGAUGAGGGCCAGCUCCAGACCUGUCUAUCACGCAGCGUGUGACAUCUCUGAGCACCCUGCUACGUCACCCUUCCAUCACAGUGCUCUGAACUGUGUGGUUCCUUGUACAAGUUUCUGGCUUUCUGUAACCAAAUGUAUCUCAGCAGGACGUGGUGAUACACACCUGUAAUCCUAGCCCCCAGGAGGGGCUGCAAGUCUGAGAUCAGCCUGGUCUAUGCAGUGAGUUCUAGGCCAGCCAGGGCUACAUAGUGAGACCCUUCUCCAGAAGCACUUUCUAAAAUACAACUAGUAUUUUACCUCCCCCAGGCUCUUUAAGAACACAAGGCCCCAGCAUGGCUCCUUGUGCCCAUUUGGGCUUUCUAGAAAGAGCUAUUCCCUAUAGGAAGUCUGAAUGCGGAAGGGUCAGGUUGCUGUAGGACCAAACAAGGACAUGUACUAGACUACUAUCCCCCAGAGGCAGGGGAGAGUACCCCUACAGGGCUGUGGUCCAGAGCGGGAGGUACCUCCAAAAGGGACACACCUGAGCACCAACCCAGCCAGUUGUACUAUCCGUGACCCUUCUGUAGCACCAGAUACCGACACCCUGGGAAACAGAGGGCCCAGGAGUUCCUUGUUCUCACCAGGAGGUUCCCCCUGCGCCCUGCCAGUCACCUCCACCAGCGCCCUCCCUCUCCGUAGUUUUCUACUCUGACUUAGAUAUGUAAGCCAGCAAGUCUCCUCCCACGCUCUCCACUACCUUGUUUGUUUGUUAGGAUAGGGAGAAGUUGGAAUUACCACCCACGUGGAAUCUUUUUGCCCUUAUUAGAUGACAGAGACCUGCCUAAUGUCCCCCAUGAGAGGGACCUUCCAACCCCAUCCCCAGACCCCAUCCUUGAACUGUUUACAGCUGCUCACCAGGGUGAUCCCAGCCCUGCACCAUCCUCCAUGGGUGUGAAAUUUCUUUGAGUAAACGACAUUCUUGUGUUUUCAACAGUGGAUGGGUCCGUCUCACACUGGACAACAGCCAGGGGCCCUUUUGAGAGUAGAUGCUAGGCAACAGCCAUGCUUUGGUGACAUCCUGUGAGGCCUCUCCACAACCACCAUAUACAUGCUGGGGUCUGUUCUCUGUGUGGCCACACCUGGCAGGAGAUGGGAAACAUCUCACUUUUAGCUCCAGCUCAGCUGGAAGAACAGAAUUGUGCAUAGCACAAUGCAGUGUUAGUUGGGGAUGUCAACCUAGCUUCUCGAGAGCAGUCUUCUGUAUCUACAUGUCGCCCAGAUUUCCUGACUGUCCCUCGGUUUUACUCUGUUGUGAGGCUGACAGGCCAGCAUAGGCUCCCUCCAGUUCACAUCCCUGCCUGGGGGUCCUUGAUCUAUGGGUAGACUCCCUGGAUGUACACAAUCUUCAGAGGCCAGUCUUCCCUGGUGCCCCCAGAAUCCCUAGCCUGUGUGCUGUAUUCAUUCUGAGGCCACCCGGGAGGCCAGAGGGAAGGAGAGCCCAGAGCUGGACCUCAGAGGAGCCCAGACCCAGCUGCCUUCAGCUAACCUACGACCUGGGCAAGUUGCUUUAGCAUCUGAUGGGGGCUACUUACUGUUUACAAAAUAUGGGUGCCAAUAUCUGACGAGACCACACCUUGCCUACUACACUAGCUCCUUGUCACUAAAGCCAUCGGCCUGGUUUCCAACUCUGCUUCCUCAAAUGUGGUUUAAAUAAGGGUAGAGUGAAAAGACUCACGGCUGAAUCCAGAUCUAGACCAGUGAGGAAAGGAGUGGACCACAUGGUGCCGGGUUCCACUGCAUGCAGUUUUUGGAAGGAGGACUGGGGCAGGGGUGGGGGUUCCCACUUACAUCCUAUACCCAUCAGGAGCAGUGCACUGUCUGACACCCAGCAUAUGAUGACAGGUACAAGAGAUCUCAGAGUUGAUUUUAGUUGUAAACCCCAAGGUAGAGAUGACAGUGUCCUGACCUGAGCCGCAGCUUCUGAGGAGCCCCUUCGUUCAGGAAAUCUGAGACCCAAAGACACCUGGGCUGAGUGUGCCCUGGUAAGUUCUGCAUCUGGAUGAGGUCCAUCCUGGGAGGGACCCACCUCUGUCAGGCCCUCUACCUGGCUGCAUCUCUUGCAUGGGUAUCCCUCCACUCCCCAGAGUGGCUGUGGAAGCUGGAGUGAGGCCUUGUGCGACAGCAGCGACAUCACCUGAUCAAGGGUAGGCAGUUAGUAAAAACAGGUUUCAAUUAUUUCACCCUUAAGUUUAAAAGCCCCUCGCACUGAUUAGUGGCCCUAAAAUAAGGCCAGCUUCCAGAUAAUGGCUAAGACAAUUAUUCUGAGUCUCUGCUCUGGUUUCCCAUCAGAUCCUCAUUCCUGAGUUGGCGUCCAUGAGACGCAUGCUAUUAGAAAUCGGGUCAGCUUCAGUGGUGACCCCACAGGCCAAGUCUGCGGGAGUCCUCUCAGGUUUCAUGAACCCUUUGCAGCGUCCCCAGGUAGCUUUCACGGAGGCCCUGAAAGUCCAUUGUGGGCUGUGAAGUUGAGAGGUCCCAGCACUGGUCUGGAUUGUGACUGGGGACCUAUUCUUUUUAGAAAUAAAAAGGAGCCAUGAGUGUUCUCUGUAGCUAAGGCUCUAUCCUGCUGGCAGCUGUAACCCUGUUACCUGGACCUAGUUCAUAGCUGUGGAGUUAGUCCCUGGAAAAACUGAGUAGGGAGGGGUUUCCACGGACUCUGGAAAAGAAAAUUGUUUCGUGUAGGAUGGAGGGAGGGGUGUGCUAGCAAAGUUCUGAAAUAGCAUGCACAGAAGGGCUGAUUCUGCUACUCCUCUGCUCCCCUGGGGACACUGGGGGGUAAAGCUCAGAAGGUAGAAAACAGGCAGCCCCCAUCCUCCUGCCCGGCCUGAGACGGUGUCCCACCUAGUGGUCAAGAUCUAGUACCUGGAUUGGUCCUGAAAUGAACAAGCCAAAGUAGGGGGGUGAGAGUCCCUAUUGAGCAACCUAUCUGCUGUCACAUGAGUCACUCUGUGAAACCCACCAGGUUAGCUUUAAAGCCAGAACGGAUAGCACACGUCGGUCACCCCGGGACAUGGCAGGUGCAGGCACAUGAAUUAGGAGUUCAAGGUCGUAGUUGGCUAGAUAGCAAGGACACAUGAGACUGUCUCAAAAAAACAAAACAAGCCAGGUGGUGGUGCAUGCCUUUAAUCCCGGCAGAGGGAGGCAGAGAGAUUCCGAUCUCUGUGAGUUCAAAGCCAGCCUGGUUUAUAGUGCAAGUUCCAGGACAGCCAAGGCUAUAUAGAGAAACCCUGACAUAAAACCAGACAGACAGAGAGAAUGUUGCAGAUGGCAGCGGGGGAGGAAAGGUGCUGGGAAAAUGCACUGCCUGAAACCUCAGCAGCAGGAGACACACUCCCAAAAGGGCCAAACAUUGAAGGGUGCCAUUUAAAAAAAAAAAAACAACGGCCCCAGACCUUCUGUAGCCAGCACUAGUGAAAACUCAGGAAAGUGUCAUGGGCCCAUACACACUGAAACCUGGCCAGCAGAGACUUCUGGACUGCAGAAAAGAGAGGGCAUCGAGACCUUACCUUCAGUGAGGUGGAAACUGGCUGGAGACAGUCUGCAGGGGAUGAGUCCCACAUCAGCAAGGAGCGCUGAGGGGUGGGGCCAGCAUUCACAGACACACUGCUGGUGGACCCCAGGACUGGGAUGGGCAUCUUCAGCCUGGCCUGGAGGACUGUAUGUGGGUGGGGUGUCAAUGUGGCUGGAAUAAGAAUGGCUCCCAAAGGCUCAUAUUUGAAUACCUGGUUCCCCAUCGGUGGAACUGUAUGGGAAGGAUGAAGAGGUGUGGCCUUGGGGCAAGCUAAGAAGUUUCAAAAGCCCAGGCUAUUUCCAAUGUCUUUCUCUCUGCCUCAUACUUGUGGAUCAAGAUGUAAGCUCCCAGCUAGUGCUCCAGUGCCAUGCCUGUCUGCCUGUUGCCAUGCUCCCCAUUGUGAUGGUCUUGGACUCUAGCCUUCUGAAACUGUAAGCCCCCAAUAAAUUCUUUCUUCUAUAAGUCA
This is a messenger RNA of Peromyscus californicus insignis, 7361 nucleotides long. It is a transcript of the gene Dnajc1, whose product is annotated as DnaJ heat shock protein family (Hsp40) member C1. Gene Ontology annotation, cellular component: endomembrane system. Bases 315 to 1976 code for a protein of 553 amino acids. Lineage: Eukaryota; Metazoa; Chordata; Mammalia; Rodentia; Cricetidae. The transcript has 12 exons. The record is from RefSeq and is a predicted model, not a curated record.